Sparassis crispa is the source of this 252-nucleotide messenger RNA. RefSeq names its product Protein pet117, mitochondrial. The coding region runs from base 1 to 252 and encodes 83 amino acids. NCBI's taxonomy places the organism in Eukaryota, Fungi, Basidiomycota, Agaricomycetes, Polyporales, Sparassidaceae. The transcript has 2 exons. The record is from RefSeq and is a predicted model, not a curated record. Gene Ontology annotation, cellular component: mitochondrion. Gene Ontology annotation, biological process: mitochondrial respiratory chain complex IV assembly.
AUGUCUCGCGCCGCUAAGGCUACCUUGAUCGGGUCUGUGUUUGCAUCUGCGUUCAUCAUCUGGGGUGUCCAUCAUCUUCAGACACGAGAGCGGGAGACAAUGUACAAAGGUGUUAUCCGCGAUGAUGAGCGACGGCGCGAGAAAAUGCGUCAACGGGAGGAGGAUUUGCACGAGUCCCUGAGGAAGAGGGAGAUAUACGAGCGAGUACAACCUGUGUCCAGCUCUGCUACUCGUGAUUCUGGGCAACUAUGA